AUAUGUAUGCAAAGUUGCAUUUAUAUGAAAGGAUGUGUGGGCAAUAUAUUUUAUGAUGUGUUAGGGUUUGGUACUUUAUGUACUUAUGAUAAGAUAAUAACAUAGGUAUUCUCUGCAUGACUUCACAUUAAACAAUUCCCUUAUCAUUUUAUGGUACUUCAGUAUCUGUAAAAAAAGUUGGGAGUUGGAUUUUAAUAUAUACAAUAAUGAUGCCAGAAUGUUACUGGGGUUUAAAGACCUGAUAUAUGCUCUUCAGUCAAGGAAAUGAAUACGACAUGUGAGCAACACUGUGUAAGGCAUACAUUAAGAACAGAAGAAUGGUGUCAUGAGUGGAAGCCACCUCCAACACCACCACAGGCUAAAAUCUCAGCUCGUCAGUGGGAGGAAGUUGUGCUGACUUUGCAGGAGAGUGAAUUGUACAAAAAAUAUGCUAAUGCAUGCAAUAUUACAAUUCCACAGCUGCCUUCCACCACAACAACAAUUAGUGAAAAUUCAACUGUACCACACUGGGCAAAUGUUUCACUUCCAGUUAGUGAAAAUUCAACUGUAUCACUCUGGACAAAUUCUUCGCUACCAUUUAGUGACACUACCAGUACAGCAACAAAUGUUCCUACCAUAGUUACAACAGUAGGUCCGUUACUGACGACAACAACAGCAGCAGGAACAACAAAGAACAUGAUAUUCCAGGAGGAAGCUCACACAGCAGGAGGUACAAUAGCUGUGAUAGUGGUAGUAAUUAUACUGUUGUUGAUUGCUGUUGCUGUAGUGUUAUCGUGGUAUCUAUGGAAACGGAAGAAGAUGAGAACUGGAAGGUACAAUUGGUUCAUCUCCACUGCCCACCAGGGCACCAUAUUCAAUAUCAACUCACUACCUUUGAAAAAAUACGAAAAUACAAAUUAUCUCGACAACAGAGCGCGGGACAACCAUUCUUGGAAUCCGUCAUCGAAUCACCUUGCCAGUGACAGUAAUUCUAAAGGCAUUGACUAUGGGUCACUGCCACAGCCUGGCAUGACAAAUGAUGCACAGUAUAUGAAGAAGAAAAGUAGAAACUCGAGUGAAACAAGAGUUGAAUCGCCAAGAGAGUUUGAUAAAAUGAAUGCUAGUGGGUUAUCAGAAAAGUUAGCAUUUGAUAAUGAGAAUUUUAUGACUGACAGAGACCAGAAUGGAGCAGUUAGUCCUGGUGCAACCAGUCAGACACCAUUAUUUGAUAUGAUGGAUGGUGCAGCAUUACCUAACGUAGUACCUGAUUGUAAAACAGUUUCAGAAAACAGCAUUCAUAAUGGUGAUAAAAUUCAUCAAAAUGGAUCCGUUGGAAAAAUACCUGAAGGAAAAUCACCGCCAGUUGAUAUGUCAGUUACAAUGCGUAAAAUGUCUGACUCUAGCACAAAAUCUCCGAAAAAGAAAAAGCCUAUAUAUCUGAGGAAGUCUAUGCCUAUGCCUGAAAUGGAAGACAUAACACAGGAUAUGACUGGCAAUAGAAAAAGUGUUUAGUCUUUGACAAUGAAUUGUAUAGUCUGUCUCACUUUUUAGCUCACCUGUCACAAAGUGACAAGGUGAGCUUUUGUGAUCGCACGGUGUCCGUCGUCCGUCCGUCAGUCCGUGCGUGCGUGCGUCCGUAAACUUUUGCUUGUGACCACUCUAGAGGUCACAUUUUUCAUGGGAUCUUUAAGAAAUUUGGUCAGAAUGUUCAUCUUGAUGAUAUCAAGGUCAAGUUCGAAACUGGGUCACGUGCCAUCAAAAACUAGGUCAGUAGAUCUAAAAAUAGAAAAACCUUGUGACCUCUCUAGAGGCCAUAUAUUUCAAAAGAUCUUCAUGAAAAUUGGUCAGAAUGUUCACCUUGAUGAUAUCUAGGUCAAGUUCGAAACUGGGUCACGUGCCUUCAAAAACUAGGUCAGUAGGUCUAAAAAUAGAAAAACCUUGUGACCUCUCUAGAGGCCAUAUAUUUCUCAAGAUCUUCAUGAAAAUUGGUCAGAAUGUUCAUCUUGAUGAUAUCUAGGUCAAGUUCGAAACUGGGUCACGUGCCAUCAAAAACUAGGUCAGUAGGUCUAAAAAUAGAAAAACCUUGUGACCUCUCUAGAGGCCAUAUAUUUCACAAGAUCUUCAUGAAAAUUGGUCAGAAUGUUCACCUUGAUGAUAUCUAGGUCAAGUUGGAAACUGGGUCACGUGCCUUCAAAAACUAGGUAAGUAGACCUAAAAAUAGAAAAACCUUGUGACCUCUCUAGAGGCCAUAUUUUUCAAAAGAUCUUCAUGAAAAUUGGUCUGAAUGUUCAUCUUGAUGAUAUCUAGGUCAAGUUUGAAACUGGGUCACGUGCCGUCUAAAACUAGGUCAGUAGGUCAAAUAAUAGAAAAACCUUGUGACCUCUCUAAAGGCCGUAUUUUUCAUGGGAUCUGUAUGAAAGUUGGUCUGAAUGUUCAUCUUGAUGAUGUCUAAGUCAAGUUCGAAACUGGGUCACGUGCGGUCAAAAACUAGGUCAGUAGGUCUAAAAAUAGAAAAACCUUGUGACCUCCCUAGAGGCCAUAUAUUUCAUGAGAUCUUCAUGAAAAUUGAUCAGAAUGUUCACCUUGAUGAUAUCUAGGUCAAGUUCGAAAGCGGGUCACGUGCCAUCAAAAACUAGGUCAGUAGGUCAAAUAAUAGAAAAACCUUGUGACCUCGCUAGAGGCCAUAUUUUUCACGGGAUCUGUAUGAAAGUUGGUCUGAAUGUUCAUCUUGAUGAUAUCUAGGUCAGAUUCGAAAGUGGGUCAUGUGCCUUCAAAACUAGGUCAGUAGGUCAAGUAAUAGAAAAACCUUGUGACCUCUCUAAAGGCCAUAUUUUUCAUGGGAUCUGUAUGAAAAUUGGUCUGAAUGUUCAUCUUGAUGAUAUCUAGAUCAAGUUCGAAAUAGGGUCAUGUGCGGUCAAAAACUAGGUCAGUAGGUCUAAAAAUAGAAAAACCUUGUGACCUUUCUAGAGGCCAUACUUGUGAAUGGAUCGCCAUAAAAAUUGGUCAGAAUGUUCAUCUUGAUGAUAUCUAGGUCAAAUUUGAAACUGGGCCACUUGCCUUAAAAAACUAGGUCAGUAGGUCAAAUAAUAAAAAAAACCUUGCGACCUCUCUAGAGGCCAUACUUUUCAUGAGAUCUGUAUGAAAAAUGGUCUGAAUAUUCAUCUUGAUGAUAUCUAGGUCAAGUUUGAAACUGGGUCAACUGCGGUCAAAAACUAGGUCAGUAGGUCUAAAAUUAUUAAAAUCUUUUGACCUCUCUAGAGGCCAUAUUUUUUAUGGAUCUUCAUGAAAAUUGAUCUGAAUGUUCACCUUGAUGAUAUCUAGGUCAGUUUCGAAACUGGGUCACCUGCGGUCAAAAACUAGGCCAGUAGGUAUAAAAAUAGAAAAACCUUGUGACCUCUCUAGAGGCCAUAUUUUUCAUGAGAUCUUCAUGAAAAUUAGUGAGAAUGUUCACCUUGAUGAUAUCUAGGUAAAGUUCAAAUCAGGGUCACGUACCUUCGAAAACUAGGUCAAUAGGUCAAAUAAUAGAAAAACCUUGUGACCUCUCUAGAGACCAUAUUUUUCAAUGGAUCUUCAUGAAAAUUGGUCAGAAUUUUUAUCUUGAUAAUAUCUAGGUCAAUUUCAAAACUGGGUCACAUGAGCUCAAAAACUAGGUCACUAUGUCAAAUAAUAGAAAAAACGACGUCAUACUCAAAACUGGGUCAUGUGGGAAGAGGUGAGCGAUUCAGGACCAUCAUGGUCCUCUUGUUUUGUUAUUUAUAAUUGCUUUGUGUCAUAACUCGAUGUUUCUGUUGUAAUAGAUUCCAAAACAAUAGUAUGUAAUAGACAUCUGUUUAUAGGUACAGUUUUCCUUAAAACGGUCAAAGAAAUGGGUUCUCUUUAACUUGAAAAUUCACAAUAAUGCUGGUGAUAUUCAAUCUCAUGUAUGAUAACAUGCACUUGUAAUUGUACUGCAAGUACAGUCAUAAAAAUAUUUUCAUUUAAGAUUUGUUCAUUCAGUACAUUCGAAUACCUGUAUUUAUUGUUUUAUUUCAGAGUUAUUGCCCUUCAUUCGUUUAUCAAUCCAUAAAUUCCUAGAUAAAGUAAUCCAUUGUUCAAUCCUCAUGAAAUUUAUCACAAAUAUAGAUCAUCAUAGGGUGAUGGUGCAUGCACAUUCUUCAGUAAUUGUAAAGUUAUUGCCCUUCAGUUGUUUUAAAAUCCAUAAAUGCCCACAAAAUAAAGUAACCCAUUGAUGGAUCUUCAUGAAACUUAGUACAAAUAUAGAUCACUAUAGGGCAGUGAUGCAUGCAUUCUUUUCAGGAUCUCUAAAAUAAAACUGCAGUUACUACCCUUUGAAUGUUUAAGAAUUCAAAAAUAGACACGUAACAAAGUAAUCCAUUGAUGGAUCUUUAUGUAAUACAGAUCAACUUGUGCUUAUCUGGAAAUUAGAUAUCUUCCAAAAUUUAGUCCCCUCACAAAACAAUGACCUACUUGACAGGGGAUAUAAAUUUACUGAAUUUGCUUGUUUCAUUUAAAAAAAUAACAAAAAACAUCGCCAUCAUGGGUUAGGGGUAAGUUUUCUCAGUAUGGCUAUUAAAAUUGUUCAGGCAAGAUGUGGAACUCAGAUGAGCAUUGUAGGGCCAUCAUCAUCCUCUAGUUGAUUAAAGGUGAGACAAAACACCCUGUAUUCCAGGGGAGGAUUGCAUAUUGGUUAGUUUUGUUUUUUCAAUGAUCAUUUUUAGCCCACCAUCAUCAGAUGGUGGGCUAUUCAAAUCACUCUGCAUCCGUGGUCCGUCAUCCUUCCGUCCGUCUGUUAACAAUUUCUCAUUAUCACAUCUCCUCAGAAACUACUGGGGGGAUUUUGACCAAACUUUGUCAAAAUGAUGUAUUGGUACCCUAGUUGUGUCCCCCUGAAAAUCAGACUGGUUCAACAAUGUUUGAGUGAGUUAUGGCCCUUUGUUUAUUUUUAUAAUUUACAUAGAUUUAUAUAGGGAAAAACAUUAGGUCAAAGGUCAAGGUCACAUUGGCCAGGAACAGUUAAAUGGUUUCUGAUCUUCUUGUCCAAAACCACAGGGCCUAGGGCUUUGAUAUUUGGUGUGUAGCCUCAUCUAGUGGUCCUCUACCAAGAUUCUUCAAAUUAUUUCCUGGGGUCAAAUAUGGCCCCGCCCCGGGGGUCACAUGGUUUAUAUAGACUUAUAUAGGAAAAAACUUUGAAAAACCUCUUGUCCAAAACUACAGGGCCUAGGGCUUUGAUAUUUUGUAUGUGACAUCAUCUAGUGGUCCUCUACUAAGAUUGUUCAAAUUAUUCCCCUAGGGUCAAAUAUGGCCCCGCCCUGGGGGUCACAUGAUUUACAUACACUUAUAUAGGGAAAAACUUUGAAAAUCUUCUUGUCCAAACCACAAAGCCUAGGGCUUUGAUAUUUGAUAUGUAGCAUCAUCUAGUGGUUCUCUACCAAGUUUGUUCAGAUUAUCCCCCUAGGGUCAAAUAUGGCCCCAGCCGGGGGUCACAUGGUUCAUAUAGACUUCUAUAGGGAAAAACUUCUGAAAUCUUCUUGUCCAUAACCUACAACAUUCAAAUUUGGACCACAUGCAUAGUUUUGAGUGGCAAGAUGAACUUUGACAUGAGUUGACCUUGAUCUUGACCUAGUGACCUACUUUCACAUUCCUGUAGCUACAGUCUUCAAAUUUGGACCACAUGCAUAGGUUUGUGUACCGAAACAAACUUUGACAUUGACCUAGUGACCUUCUUUCACAUUUUUGAAGGUACAGGUUUCAAAUUUGGACCACAUGCACAGUGUUGUGUUCCAAAAUGAAAUUUUAAUCAGUGACUUACUUUCACAUUUCUCAAGCUACAGCCAUCAUAUUUGGACCACAGGCAUAGUUUUGUGUACUGAAAUGAACUUUGACCUUGAGAUUGACCUAGUGACCUACUUUCACAUUUCUGAAGCUACAGGCUUCAAAUUUGGACCACAUGCAUAGUUUUGUGUUCUGAAUUGAAAUUUGACAUUGAUUUUUACCUAGUACCUACUUUCAUAUUUCUCAAGCUACAGCCUUCAAAGUUGAAGCACAUGCAUAGUUUUGUGUACCAGAAUGAACUUUGACCAUGAAAUUGAUCUAGUGACCUACUUUCACAUUUCUCAAGCUACAGCUUUCAAACUUGGACCACAUGCAUGGACCAGUGUUGUGUACCAAAAUGAAAUUUGACCUUGAUUUUGACCUUGAGCUAGUCUUGAAAUUUGGAACAUUAAAAAAUGGCUCAAUAGUGGGCACCUAGAUCACUCUGUAAUCUCUUGUUAUUUAUUCAGUGUAGUUUAUGUAUUAUAGUGUAAACCCUUUCAAAUGAUUAGAAGGAAAUUUGUGUCUCUCCUUACUGGUUAACAACAGAAUUUCUUUCAGUACAUGUGUAUGUUUUUAUGUGCAUGACUUUUUUUGUGCUGAUAAAAGUGUGUGUCAUAAAUGGUUACAAGUGCUCUUGAUUUAAUGUUGUUAUGUUUUUAUGUUUUAAAGCUAAGGACUGUGAAAAGAGGAUGACCUGGAAAAAAUAUAGCAUGAAUUUUUCCAGCAUAUUUUUAUAGUUAUUGUCAAUUUGAUUACUGUGAAAUCAUUUAAAUUAGCUGGCAUGAAAUUUCGCGCAAAAGUGAAAAAGGACUGUUUCGCGCGGGCUUAAAUUCUCGCAUUUUCAACUUUAGCAAUGAAAAAUAUAAUAAAAAAAUUAUAAAAGCGCGGUUUUAAAUUCGCGCAUCGGUCCUAACGCGAAAUACGCGAAAAUUCGUCCUAUGCGAAUAAAAAUGAUUUCACAGUAUCUCUUUUUUCCAUAAAGCAAAAAGUUCUGAAAAACUCCUCAGCAUGAUAAAAUUGCUGGUUUUAUAUUCAGGAAUAUUAAAAUGUUCUAAGGGCUUAGUUUUGAAAAGUGUUACCGUGUAUUUGUAUCAAGUACAGUCAGACAAAAAUUGUAAGGUUUUUUGAUGGUUAAUGUAGGUAUUCCUGCUAUAUAAAAUGAGCCUAUAAUAAAAUGAUAACUAAUUUGUAUGUGUUAAUGCAGAAAUGUCACCAAAAAAAUCUCAGGAAUAUAUGCCUGUAAAAAACAACUUUUUCUAAACUAGAUAAAUUUUCAUAGCCUGUUUUCUAAGUAGCAGUAACCCAUUUUACAGCAAUUAGACUUAACUUUACCUAUUUCAUUAGGACUUCUAUUUCAUUAUCUGCAAUUUGUCUCUUGUUUUUAUGGUGCUGGAUUGCAAUGUGUGUUAAGCAAACCAGAGAUGGGUAAGCUUAAAGAGUUGGGUAGACUGGUUUCAGUCAUUCAUUGCCAUACCUAUGUAACAACUUGUCAUCAUUUUACUUAGUUUAAAUGGUAGCAAUAUUGCAUAAAGCUUCCUUAGGUAUGUUUAAAGUUCUGCCCGUUGCAAUAUGAAGUAGCUUGAGUUUAAGGCACUGGCCUCCAGAUCGUUCAACAAAAUUUUUUUAUUUUGUUUUAGAUAUCUGGAAAUUAAUUCUAUAUUUCUAAAGAAUGCUUUGAAACUUAUUUACUGACAGACUAUAUGUUACAGAAACUAAUGAGAAUUAGUUGUUUUUACUACUUUUUAUGAUGAAAAUCUAAAGCAUUUGUAACGCUUUACUCGAGGUUAACUGCCUUGAUUAUAAAUAUCUAUAUUUAAUGCGCAUUGAACACUAAAUCCUCUCUAGUGCUAUUGGUAACGACAGCAGGCAAACUUUUUUAUUAGCUCACCUGUCACAAAGUGACAAGGUGAGCUUUUGUGAUCGUGCGGCGUCCGUCGUCCGUGCGUCCGUAAACUUUUGCUUGUGACCACUCUAGAGGUCACGUUUUUUGUGGGAUCUUUAUGAAAGUUGGUCAGAAUUUUCAUCUUGAUGAUAUGUAGGUCAAGUUCGAAACUGGGUCACGUGCCUUCAAAAACUAGGUCAGUAGGUCUAAAAAUAGAAAAACCUUGUGACCUCUCUAGAGGCCAUAUAUUUAAUAAGAUCUUCAUGAAAAUUGGUCAGAAUGUUCAACUUGAUGAUAUCUAGGUCAAGUUCAAAAGUGGGUCCAUCAAAAACUAGGUCAGUAGGUCAAAUAAUAAAAAACCCUUGUGACCUCUCUAGAGGCCAUAUUUUUCAUGGGAUCUGUAUGAAAAUUAGUCUGAAUGUUUAUCUUGAUGAUAUCUAGGUCAAAAUCGAAACUGGGUCAAACUGCAGUCAAAAACUAGGUCAGUAUGUCUAAAAAUAGAAAAACCUUGUGACCUCUCUAGAGGCCAUACUUUUGAAUGGAUCGUCAUGAAAAUUGGUCUAAAUGUUCAUCUUAAUGAUAUCUAGGUCAAGUUUGAAACAUCAAUAACUAGGUCAGUUGGUCAAAUAAUACAAAAACCUUGUGACCUCUCUAGAGGCCGUAUUUUUCAUGGGAUCUGUAUGAAAGUUGGUCUGAAUGUUCAUCUUGGUGAUAUCUAGGUCAUGUUUGAACUGGGUCAACGUGGUCAAAAAUUAGGUCAGUAUGUCUAAAAAUAGAAAAAUCUUGUGACCUCUCUAGAGGCCAUACUUUCGAAUGGAUCUUCAUGAAAAUUGGUCAGAAUGUUCACCUUGAUGAUAUCUAGGUCAAGUUUGAAACUGGGUCACGUGCCUUCAAUAACUAGGUCAGUAGGUCAAAUAAUAAAAAACCUUAUGACCUCUCUAGAGGCCAUAUUUUUCAUGGGAUCUGUAUGAAAGUUGGUCUGAAUGUUCAUCUUGAUGAUAUCUAGGUCAAGUUUGAAACUGGGUCAACUGCGAUUAAAAACUAGGUCAGUAGGUCUAAAAAUAGAAAAACAUUGUGACCUCUCUAGAGGCCAUACUUAUGAAUGGAUCUUCAUGAAAAUUGGUCAGAAUGUUCACCUUGAUGAUAUCUAUGUCAGAUUUGAAACUGGGUCACGUGCCAUCAAUAACUAGGUCAGUAGGUUAAAUAAUUAAAAACCUUGUGACCUCUCUUAAGGCCAUAUUUUUCAAUGGAUCUUCAUGAAAAUUGGUCAGAAUUUUUAUCUUGAUGAUAUCUAGUUCAGGUUCAAAGCAAGGUCACAUGAACUCAAAAACUAGGACACUAUGUCAAAUAAUAGAAAAAACAACGUCAUACUCAGUUCAAAAUUGGGUCAUGUGGGGACAGGUGAGCAAUUCAGGACCAUCAUGGUCCUCUUGUUUGCUAGACUGAUUUGAAAAAUUUGGACCUCACACAAUUUUUUCAUAAUGGGAGUCUACAGGAAAUCAAAACUUCCAUAACAUUUUCGCGAAUUGAAACUUUUCUACAAUGUAGAGUUUAAUGAAACUUCUCACAGUUGAAAAUAAACAUAUGGCCUUUAAUGUGGUGAAAUAAGAUGUUUAGGUCCUUGAGCUUAAUUUUGAGCUAUAUUGAGUGUUAAGUAAAGCACACAUUUCACGCUAAUUUUAAGACAUAAUUUUGAAUUAUUUAAUGUGUCAGAUGUUUUAGUAUCAUGUUUUAACUUUAGAAAGAUAGUAUCAGUGCCAUUUUAGUAAAUUUACUCACAGGUUGAUUUUCAUUUCUGUACGCCGAAGCCAGGCUUUACUCUACAUUUUCCUGAUAAAUGCACCAUCACUUACAGUUUAUCAAAUGUGCAGAACUACCUUAAACCUUAGUCUGCUAAAUAUUUAAAAUGGACUAGCCAAUCAUUCGAUUUGGGCAAUACCAUUUAUUAUGCGAAGGGGUGUUCACUGAAAAUUCACUGACUGAAUAGCGAACUAUGCAGACCAUGAUCAGCCUGCACAGAUGUGCAGGCUGAUAUUGGUCUGCACUGGUCGCAAAGGCUGCCGCUGGCAGGCUAAAGGUUAAGAGCGAUUUCAAGGUAGUUGUUUAUGUAACUUUUAGAUGUAUAUUAUGUACAAUCAAAUUAUGAAAUCCAGCAUUAGAUUGUUUAACAGCUGUGUAAUGUAUCCCUGUAGUCAUUUGUAGAUGAUUUGUAGAUGAUAUCUUAUAUGUUAGUCUGUAAAGUUUUUUUUCCUAAUUUGUACUGUAUUUAGCUCACCUGAGCCAAAGCCUCAAGGUAAGCUUUUGUGACUACUUGAUGUCUGUCAACAAUUUCUUGUCUGCACGAUAGUGGUUUCAUUUUAUGAUUUGAUUUUAACCAAAUUUGCACACAACUUGUGUCACCAUAAGAUGUUAUAUUAGUUUCUUUUUUGAACCAGCCAUAUUCCUUUAUGGUUUCUUGACUUACGGCCACUAAAAGGCCAGAAAUUGGCUAUUACAGUCUUGUCUGCACAAUAGCAUUUAUGAUUGGAUUUUAACGAAACUUGCACACAACUUGUAUCACCAUGAGAUCUUACUUGCUUUCUUGAACACGCCAUAUACAGCCAUGGGUUCUAGAGUUACCGCCCCAAAAAGGGCAAAAAUUGGCUAUUUUGGUCUUGUCUGCAUGAUUGUGGUUUCAUUUGUGAUUUAAUUUUAACCAAACUUGCACAAAACUUGUAUCACCAGAUCUCGGUUCCUUUCUUGAACCAGCCAUAUUUUACCAUGGGUUCCAGAAUUAAAAUACUAUUUUGGUGAUCUCCAUAUUCACAGACAACAGCUUUUUAUAGAAUGGAAAUUUCUGAACAACACACAAAAUGCAUAUAUCUUAUUUUCUUGUUAUUGGUUACAUGUAAGCAAUAUUACUCAGGUGAGCAAUCCAGGGUCAUGAUUGACCUUCUUGUUUGAGGUUUUAACUUGAAAUUGUGAGGUGCUUAAUUGUGUUUUCCACUUUGAAAGGUGUUACCUGCCCAUGUAUAUAAAUGAAUGUCUCGAGUAUUGAUGGUUGGAUACUAUUCUAAUCUUCCUGUACAAACUAGUAGGUAGGUAACACAUUCUGAUCAAAACACUUCAGUUUGUUGUCAUAUUUGUAUUAUUUAAGUCCAUACUAAAUGUGAUAUUUCCUGUGUACAUUCCGGCCUCUUAUAACUGUAUUUACAUCAGUACUUCUUGUUGUUUUGUGUAUAUUUCAUGUUGUCUUGCGUCACUUUGGAGUAAAAACUGUGACAUAAGCAGAGUUUUUACACCAAGCUGUCAGACGUAUUGUAUAUAUUGAUGCAAGUAAAUUAUUUUGAAAAAAAGAUCUGGAAAUUAGAUCCCACGGAAGCACAGAGAAUAAGGCAAACAGUGAAAAUUGCAGACUCGGUUUGAUUGAGUCUGUUCAUGAGCAGUAAUGGAAAAUGCAAUACUGCCCACGCCCCCUAGCACCAGCUUUAGGAGGUAGAUUACCUUGUUACAAGGGUAAAUUCAAAUUAGUUGAACCGCAACAUGUUUUUGUAUUUCGUGUAAUAUGAAGUGUUAACUGCUACAAUCUCAAUUUCGUUUGUCUCUGUCCCUUCAAGUUCAAUUUUUAUCCAGGUUUGAAGAACAUGACCCUUCAAAGGUAUUUCAUAUUGAAAGAAGAAGGAAAAUACGGAUAUUUAACACUUUUCAGUGUAUUUUAGUUUCAUUGAUAUCCGUAGAAGUCUGCAUAAUUGAUAAUUUUACUAGUAUGCACGUUAUCUUUCUAAUAUAAGCUUAAAAUGUAUAUGUCACAGGGCUCGUGUUUCCAUGGUAACGCAUUUUCUCUCAUUUUUAAACAACUAUGUAUAAAAAUAGGGGUUUUCGACGGCUUCAGUGCCAUUCUGUCAAUGACCAACAUGAAAUAUUUGGGUAAUAUUAUUAGCAAAUUGCCAAGCACUUUACACGGUACCCUAUUUUUCUUAAAUUUUAAAGUAACCAUGGCAACAGAGAUGUUUAAAAUAGCUUAUAUCUUGCUGUUUGUCGUAAUUUCUUUUAAAAAAAAAUUGAAUAAGAUUAUCUUUCUAAUUGAUGUAGCUUUAAGACAUAUUAUUUCUAACGUAGGUUACAUUUUCGUGUUAUUUGCAUUUAUUCAAACAAUUUCACAGCUCAGAAUAUGUACAGCAGUACCCAUCGUCUGCCAUUUUUCAUGGAAAAAUCAUAUAAGUAACAAAUUAUCAAUGGUACCUGAAAAAUAGGUAUUACAAAUCAAACUGCUAGACUUUUUAUUUGAAAAUGGCCGUAACAAGUAACCUUUCACCCAACUAUAUUCCAAAUAACAUUGGUUGCCAUCAUCCAUUUUCUUACAUUCUUCAUAACAUUUCAGUAUAACUACAUAAAAAAGGCAAAAUAUUGCUUAUUAUUCAGAGAAAAAGACUCAUAAAAAAUAUUUCAGCAAAUAAUGGUUAUUUGAAAAUAGUUAAAAUAAGGAAAAUGUACAGAAUUACGUACUUUCAAGAUAAAAGCUAUUAAUUUUGCGCAGUAACUGACAUGUAACGUCAUGACGUCAAUGACGUCAUUUUAAGGCAACAUUGUUUUGAAGCGUUUCUGCGGCAAUUUAUUCAUUAUUUCUGCAUUAUUAAACCAUAAAGCAUCAUAUCGAAGACAAGUUCAUGAUUUGUUUUCAGAAGAAUGAAUAUACAAACGCAUUUAGUUUGUCGUAAACGUCGUCGUAAAUCGUCACGUUAGCUUCCGGUUGGACAUGCGCACAUACAAAUAUGAAGGUAACCUACCUCCUUAAGCAGUAUUCAAUCUUCAAAUCUAAAUGCGUUGAAAUCAAUGAUCCCGAAGGACCAGAAAAUAUAAAAGCCAGAUUGUUUGGUAUUGACAUUGUCUAAGGUCAUGUCAUACAUAUGGCAAUUGUCCAUCUUCACUGGUGUAGGUGCUCCUGUAGGCAUUAUUUCAGGGAUGGGAGUGGGGGCAUUUGGGUAGAACUACACAACCUUCGGUAAGCUAACUGGAUGACUUCCUCACAUGAAAGAAUUCUGCACAUAUGGUUUCAAACACUUGUUAAGCGAUUACGAAGUUGAUCGUCUUAACUACUUGGCUGCAGAGGCCCUAAGUAUCAAAGUACCAAGUUUAGUGGAUAAUUUUUAAGUUACCGGCUAUUGAAAUUUUAAGUACUUAAUACUUAAUUUUGUCCACAUAACAAUAUUUGGAUUGGAAAAGGGGUGACAAUCAUCAAAAGAAGUCUCUAGUUAUUAAACAUUAUAUGUGUUUAUAAAUAUGUUUUUAUUGAACAUUUUUCAGUUUUUAGCUUGACUUUGAAGAAUAGGCUGAGUUACUGGAAUCGUCUGUCCGUUCAUACAUCCCAAAAUCUUGUGUGUCUAACUUCUGUGAAUAUUUUUACUGCAGUUAUGGCCCUUUGAUAGUUUUUGCUAUAUAGAGGAUGACACAGUAUGUGGGGGCAUCCAUGUUCUAAGGACACAAUUCUAGUUUAAAGGUAAAAUCUGUAACUAUAUUUCAACUUGUUCAUUUACUGGGCAUUUCAUUUAGUUGCUAACAUUCAUGUAUACCCAAGUUUCUCUUUAUUGUAAUAUGAUUAAAUGGCAUUUAACAUAUAGUGCAGUAUAUUACUACUAAUAAUAUAGCACUGCCUGUAUUUUACAUACAUUAACAAAGAAAAUUGUUCUGGUCUUGGAACAAGACUGAUAUUUGUUGGCACAUUGAAUACUCUCUUUAUAGGAUACUGAAUGCAUUUCAAAUAGAUUUGGUCAUUUGUACCUGUCUGAAAUGUGCGUCUGUUUUUAUGAAUAGCAAUAUAUGGUAAAGGGACAGGAAAAGAACAUAUUUCCAUGUAGUAUUUUACCUGAAAUUUAGAUAAAAUGAAAAGAAACAAACAUGCAUAAAGUAAAAUAGACUUCAGAGAAAAGUUUCAUGUAAAGAAUAUGUUGGUAUUUGGAUUACUUUGGACCUUGUAUAACAUUUUGCUUGUCCCUGGUGAUUUAAUGUACUGAAAUGCAUAGUAAAGCAAGUAACUGCAUGAAUAAUUAUGCACCCUUCUACGUUCUAAUAUUUGAUUUUAUCUCUUUUUUUCAUUGACUUUACUAUUACUAAACUUGCCAUAUGAAUAGUUCUUACAAUGUAGGAUGAUUUGUUGCAAUUUGAUUUUCCUUAUUUUAUACAUAUACUGCAUUGUUAUACAUGUACUUCGUUCUGAAUAAAUGACUUCAGUAUA
Molecule: messenger RNA, 13886 nt
Organism: Mercenaria mercenaria
Lineage: Eukaryota; Metazoa; Mollusca; Bivalvia; Venerida; Veneridae
Exons: 10
Coding region: 265-1491 (408 amino acids)
Source: RefSeq, a predicted model, not a curated record